CGGGGGGGGGGGGGUAUAUGUGUGUAUGUCUGAAAAUAACUGGAUGCAAAAAUUAGAAUUGUUUUGAAUAUUAAAUAUUAUGGGUCUACUGUAUAACCCAGGGGUCCCCAAACUAAAGGCCCGGGGGCCGGAUGCGGCCCAUCGAAGCCAUUUAUCCGGCCCCCACGGGACAAGGGCAGAAGGGGGUUGGACUAAAUGGCCCAAGGGGUCUCUUCCAACCCUCUUUAUUAUUAUUAUUAUUAUUAUUAUUAUUAUUAUUAUUAUUAUUAUUAUUGAGGCUGGGUGGCCAUCUGUCAGGGGUGCUUUGCUUGUGCUUUCGCUGCACAAAAGCAGAAGGGGAUUGGAAUCAAUGGCCCAAAGGGUCUCUUCCAACCCUCUUUUUUAUUGUUGUUGUUGUUUUGUUAUUAUUAUUACUAUAGUCCAGCCCUCCAACGGUCCAAAGGAUUGUGAACUGGCCCCCUGUUUAAAAAGUUUGGGGACCCCUAGUAUAACCAAUGGUGUAUAUUUUAAAAUAUUAAACAAAAGAACGAUAUCAAUGUCUUCUGGGGAUGGAGGGGGAAAGAGAAGCCUUGCCCUUGUUAUAGCGAUUGCAUCCAUCUCUUUAACCCAAACCCUCUUAUUAGACACACGGUCUCAAGUUCUGGAAGAUCCAAAUGUCCUCUGAGACAGAAACAAAUGCACUCUUGUCCUCAAAACCGGUAGUCUUGCCUAUCCGAUCUCCUUUCCACCUUCCCUUCCCGUUCUUUGCAUGUAUUUCAUCUCAUUAUAACGACUGCCAUAUAGAUCUAAAAUAUCAAUUCCAUUCGUUAGUAAAUUAGUGUUGUCUGGGUGAUAAUUCACUAUGUUUGUUAUCUUUUCUUCUUUUAUUUAAACACUACACAAAUAUGUAUUUGUAUAUAAAUGUUUCACUCUAAAAUAUCUAACAUGGCUUGCAACCUUUUAUAUUCUUAUCAAAGAGUGCUGAUAAGUCAAUUAUUCAAAGUCUCUUGAAUAAAUGACCACAGCAAGAUCUGUUGACUAAAAUAGUAUUAAUAGUACAGUUACAUUUUGUACUAAAUGUAACUGUACUAUAAUACUAUUUUAGUCAACAGAUCUUGAUGUGGUCAUUUUCCUUUGGUUCUUUAUGAAUUCAGUGAAGGGUUUCCAUUCUUCUUGAAUUUUCUGUGUAUUUGUUUAUUGUGCAGCUUUGUCCUUUUUGGCCAUUUUAAAACCUUUUGUCAUCCAGUUUUCUGCUGUUGGUAUGUUCUGUUGUUUCCAUAGUUUUGCAUAUUCUGCCCUUGCUUCUGUUGUCACAUAAAUAAAGAUUCUUUCUUGAUGUUUCAAUGUCUGUUUGUCUAAUAACCCCAGUAGAAAAAGUUCUGGUUUUAAUGGGAUUUUGUACUCUAGUACAGUUUCCAUGUCUCUGUGGAUUUUUAUCCAGAAUUCUUUACCUUUUGGGCAAAUCCCAACAUAUCUCGUGUGUGUGUGUAUUUGAGAGUUUUUCUGGAGUUAUGCACCAUCUAUGUAUCAUUUUGUUUAAAUUUAAUUUGAUGGUGUGACUCCUUGUAAAUUUUAGUCAUUUUUUCCAGAGCGCUUCCUAUUCUCGUAGACUUACUGCUCAGCCUAUGCUUUUCACCCACUGAAUCAUAGGUUCUUUUAUUUUUUCAUCAAUUGUAAAAUCUUUCAGAAGAAAUUGAUGCAGCUUCCCAAUUGGCUUGUUUUUUGUCUGUAGCAGUUGGUUCCGCUGAUUCUCCAAUUCUCGUCUAUCCCUUUUGUUGUCUAGACGAAGUCUCUAUUCGAGUCGAUUAUAAUGGAACCACGUCAUUGUUGAGUCUUCUUUUGGUUGCUCCUGUAGUGCUUUUAAUUUCUGCAGAGUUUCUUUUUCUUAUAGUUGUUUAUAAGGUAGAUAUUUUCUCCUAGGUGUUCUUAGUUGUGGUUGUGUCAAUUUAAUGGUAAAAAAUUAUUUUGUAUUUAUUCCAUGCUGUCAUCAAUAAAUUUCUUAUUUGAUGUUUCUUAAAACUGGAGUCUGAUUUCAUUGUAUCAUAAACCAGAUAUGCAUGCCAGAUAUGCAGUAUUUUAGAUCAGUCCCUUACAUUGGAAGUAGUCUUUCAUUUUUAGAACGAUCCUCUCUUUUGUCCACGUCCAAGCUGCUGAAUCACAGUAUAGUUUCCUAUAUGGUAAUGCCAUUCCUCUAUCGUCUGCAUCUUAUAAAGUUUUAAUUUUUAUUCUGAGUUUUAAUGGUUCCAAAUAAAUUUUGUCAGUUCUUUAUUCCAGACUUCAAAGAGUGCUUCUUCUGACAAAAUUGGUAUUGUCUGAAAUAAAUAUAACAUUUUUGAGAAUACAUUCGUUUUUAUUGUUCAAAUUCUUACCAACAGAGAGAGGUCUAAUAUUCUUCCACCUUUGUGCAUCUUUUUGUAUCUCUUUCCAUACUUUUUCAUAGUUGUUCUUAAAUGAUUCAGUUUCUGUUUGUCAUCUGAAUUUCCAGAUACUCUUACUUUAGUUGUUAUUUCCAUUUUGACUCUUGUUUCAAAGUCUCUUGGUUCUUCUUUCCAAGAAAGGCUAUGGAUCAUCCCGCAUCCGCUGAAGGAAUCCUGGGGGGAGAGUGUGGAUUAGGACUGAAUGAGAGCUCAAUGGAAGGCCGGGUGAAGCCAGAUGGGUUUGAGGCUCCAGAAGCAGAGGCCCAAGGGAAAGGAGGGCUUGGGAAUACAUCAAGGGCCUGUUUCUUAACCCUCCAAGAAAAACCCUCCCAAAGUCUGUUUGUUCAAUUCUGCCUUUCUUUCACAGAGGAUUUUUGGCUGAGAAUUUCGGAGUAGAGCCUGUGGAGGGAUUUCUUUCCCUUGAAAGAAAGAAGAGUAGGAAAGACAUCUUGGAUACGGUUGGGUUCUUCACCAGAGUGGUUCCAACAUGGAGAGACCCAACUCACGUGGGCCUGAAGCAGGACCUGGGGGCAGUGGGGAAUCCUGGGAAAGAACCAGACAUGAGUCCCCGAGUGUGGACCUUGACAGCUCGGACACACAGCGCCAGCGCUUCAGGCAGUCCUCCUACCAAGAGGGUGAAGGACCCAGAGGGGUUUGCAGUCAUCUCCACGAUCUGUGCCGCCAGUGGCUGAAGCCAGAGCAGCACACCAAGGCCGAGGUGCUGGACCUGGUGACCCUGGAGCAGUUCCUGAGCAUCCUGCCCCCAGAGAUGGGGAGCUGGGUCCGAGAGUGUGGGGCAGAGACCUGUUCCCAGGCGGUGGCCCUGGCGGAAGGCUUCCUCCUGAGUCGGGCCGAGGACAAGGAGCAGGAAGGACAGGCCCCUAAUAAUAACUCCAUGGAAGUCCCUGCACCAGAGGAAUCUCCACCAGACACCACCCAGAGUCUCAGGCAGAAGGAGCUCAAGCGGGAAGGAGACGGGGCUGCCGCCUUGCAGGGGGAUCGGGCCCCUUAAGGAGAGAACCGAUCCGGUCCUGAGGGAACGGACCUUGGCGGAGCCGAUAAGAGAAUAUGAGCCGCAAUACAACCUGGAGCCAAAAUGAAGAAGGUCCGCCAAAGAUGAAGGAAAAUCCGCCAAGGAGUCUUUAUUGAGCGAUUCAGCUGAAAAGGACACCAGUAGCUAUCAUUCAGUCUACUAGUGUAUCAUAUGUUUCAAAUAAAGCCAUAUUUAUACAAUGUUUCGGUCUGACAGCCCUUUGAAUUUCCCGCCCCGCUCCCCCGCCUAUCUGAUCGCGGAUAGGCUAGAAGGUUGAACGAGGCGGGCUUUCGUUUCCCGCCUU
Anolis carolinensis (green anole) is the source of this 3733-nucleotide messenger RNA. RefSeq names its product zinc finger protein 24-like. The coding region runs from base 2884 to 3408 and encodes 174 amino acids. Lineage: Eukaryota; Metazoa; Chordata; Lepidosauria; Squamata; Anolidae. The transcript is spliced from 3 exons. The record is from RefSeq and is a predicted model, not a curated record.